AUGGCUACCCCCAGUGUUCUCGCUAUUGACGCUAAGGGUCAGGCCAUUGACUUUGAGGUCUGGGUAGAUGACCUGCAGCUUUUCCUACAGUGCGAUAGGGCAGACGGUCUCUCCCUCUUUGACCUCACCUCUGGCGCCUCUCCUGCCCCUGCUGCUGACGCUGACGCCACUGUUCGCUCACAGUGGGCCACUCGCGAUGCUGCUGCACGUCUUGCUGUGCGUCGCCACCUGCCUACCACUGAGAGCGCGCACUUUAGUCAGUACAAGAGUGCUCAGACCUUGGACCACUUCCUCUCAGUCUGUCCCACCACUCUUACUGUUGACCUCCUAGAGAAGGCCCUCCUAGCAGCGGAGAAGAGCAUAGUCGCUCUAGGAGCCUCUCGUGGUGACCCCCGCACCCCCAUCUUUGAGGGGUGUUCCCCUUUCCCCCUUUUGCCCUCUGUCGCCUCUGCUGCUGCGGUUGACCUCGUUGGUCUUGAGUCGGCCGGUGCGGCGUCUGCCCCUAGCGGGAGAUGCCUCUCUGGCAAGGGCAAGGGGGGCAAGGGCGCGGGUGGAGCUAGCGGGGGUGGUGGAGGUGGCGGUGGAGGCGGCGGGGGGAGUGGGGGUGGCGGUGGGAGUGGUGGCGGGGGUGGAGGUGUCGGUGGCAGCAGCGGAGGCGGAGGCGGAGGAGGCGGUAGCGGUGGGAGCGGAGGCGGCGGUGGUGGCGGAGGUGGAGGAGGCGGUGGUGGAGGAGGUGGAGCUGGUCGGGGUGGCGCUUCGCAGCAGAGCGGCUCCGGUGGUGGUCAGCGCCAGCAGCAGCAGCAGCAGCGUUCUUGGGACAUCCCCCCCCCUCAGCAGCUCCGUGAGUGGUACACGCAGCGUCAGCGUGGUAGGGAUUUUGGUCCGUGCACCUACGUCCUUCGUUCCGGCGACCGCGCGGGUGAGCAGUGUGGGGGUGCCCACUCCACCCUGCGCUGCUUUGGCCGCCUGACGGACGCUUGGCGUCAGCAGUUCCCGGAGGCUAGUGAGAUCCCCCGCUGGGGAGAGCUGUCUAGGGCAGGUGUCGCUAUCUAUGAUCUUGACUUUGAUGCUAUCCUUGCUGCCAUGUAUGCUGUGACUAUUAGUGAUGAGGGUGACUGUUACCGGUGUUUCCCGCCCGACCCGGGCAUUGGUACUGCUGCGCUAGGUGCUAAUGAGGCUGCUGCUCUAGGUGCCAGUGCGUCUGCGCCCUCAGGGGCUUCUCGCUCCUUCUUUCGAGACCGCACCACACUCACGCCGCUUGGUCGGCCGGUUGCAGUCUCCCUGGCAGACCCCUCUGGGGGUCUUGUCCUCUCUCACUUCUCCACUGUCCUCCCGUGUCGGGCUCUCCACUCUGGCACCUUGUCUGGUCUUUACCUCCCCUCGUUCUCUACGAACUUGGUGAGUGGUGCUGACCUGCAGGAUGCGGGGGUUCACCAGUUUACUCCUGCGAGUCAGCUGGUGACCCACUGCACGGACGCUGGCACAGGCCGGCACCUGGCCACGUUUACGCGUUGGCCGGGGUCGAGCCUCUACACCCUGACCACUGGGUCUCCUCCUGUCCCUGCGUCUGGCCAGGUAGCUGCGUCGGGUCAGGUGUUUGCUGCAGCGUCCAGGUCUGGUCCUGAGUCUGCCCCCUGCUCGUGUCGCCUCCUAUCUCACGAGAGUCUCCUGUGGCACCACCGUCUUGGUCACCCCUCCCUGCCCCGUCUCCGAGGCAUGGCUUCUCGUGUCGUGGUCUCUGGUCUUCCCCGGUCCCUCCCUCCCCUUCCUCCUGGACCUGGUCCUUCCUGCGUCCCCUAUGUCGAGGGGCGCCUACGGGCUGCCCCUCACUCCUCUCAGUUUCCCCCGACAGAGGCCCCACUGCAGACGCUUCACAUGGACGUGUGGGGCCCAGGCCGCGUCCGUGGACUCGGUCACGAGCGCUACUUCCUACUAGUGGUUGACGACUACUCGCGUUACACCACAGUCUUCCCCUUGCGCACCAAGGGCGAUGUCUCUGAGGUGCUGAUCGACUGGAUCCGCGCAGCUCGUCUCCAGCUCAGGAGGAGCUUCGGCUCGGACUUUCUUGUUCUGCGUCUGCACUCUGACCGAGGCGGAGAGUUCUCCUCUGGCCUUCUGCAAGCCUACUGCCGUGCGUGA
Molecule: messenger RNA, 2139 nt
Organism: Closterium sp. NIES-65
Lineage: Eukaryota; Viridiplantae; Streptophyta; Zygnematophyceae; Desmidiales; Closteriaceae
Source: the annotation of a GenBank genome assembly